AUGCGUCUAUGCUCAUAAAAUAUUUCUUCAAUAUGGGAAAUAUCACUUUCAGCAUAUUUUAAAUUGUAAACAAACUAAAUCCGCGGCACAUUCCUAAUCUCCCGGCGCAUUCUUUGAAUUCCUUCGAUAGAUCCUCCAGAUCUCCAGGCAAGUAGUCGGUGCAACCAUCUGACACAACGUCAACGGUGUUACCGUUGUUUAACGUGCAGCUCCCACUUCUACAGUGUUUUGUGUCCUUCCGUAUGGAGCACAAAACAUAUACACUGCUGCCGCCAUUUUUUCUGCAUUCUUACAGUGUUGUCAGGUUGUGUCCGGCAACACCGCACUGUUUCCCAUUCCCCAUAUGAGUUGACUCGUGUUGACUCCCCGUGGGCCGUGGGUCACGGUCACAUCACAUCACUUUCUGUCAAUACCUUGCUUUCUCUGUUCUCAGAUAUUUGAGUGCCGUGUCACUGUGAAAUUUGAUCUUUUCACAAUUUUUGUGUUCAGUUUCUGGUGUGGUGUUUAUUUUGGGUUUUCCAGUAAUUUCUAAUUUUUUUAAAGCAAAUAAUGUGACUGAAAUUUUGAUUACUCAGAGUAAGGUCAAUUUCCAAUUUAAAUCCAUAACAAUGGCUAAGUCCAGUUACAGCAAGGUGGAUGAGUAUGGCUUUGAACGUUCAGAAAAUUUCAACUAUGAAUCAUAUGAUGCAUUUAUGUCAGAUUAUAUGAGAGUUCUGACUCGGAGAGCUCAAAGAUGGAAUGCAUUAGAGAACAAUAUUUUUAGAAAUACAUCUGUCCUAAAGAGAUUUAUCAGAAAAGGAAUACCUAUAGAUCGACGAACAGAUGUAUGGAUGAGAAUAUCUGGAGCUGAUAAAAUAAAACAAAAUAGCCAAUAUUCAUAUAGUUAUAUGAAAAAACAAAUCCACAAUAAAGCCAUCAUUGAAACUAUUAAGAUUGAUUUACCACGUACAUUUCCAGAUAAUAUAUAUUUUAUUAGCAAUGAAGCAUUACCAGAAAUGCUAUUUGGAGUUUUAGCUACAUUUGCACACCAAAAUAAAGAAGUAGGUUACUGCCAAGGGCUUAAUUAUAUUACAGGUUUACUACUACUAGCAACCAAAGAUGAAGAGUCCUCAUUUUGGUUACUUAAAGCUAUAGUUGACCAAAUUCUACCUCAAUAUUACAUAAGUACAAUGACUGGUUUAUUGACUGACCUUGAUGUACUAGAUGACCUCAUAAGUAAAUAUGAGCCUGUAGUUUCUAGACACAUAAAAGCCAUAGGCAUGCCAUGGGCAAUGGGAACCACAAAGUGGUUCAUAUGCAUAUUUGCAGAAGUAUUGCCGACUGAAACAGUGUACAGGAUUUGGGAUUGUCUAUUCUAUGAAGGAUCUAAAAUUAUUUUUAGGGUAGCUAUUACACUCAUCAGACUGCACAAACCAGAAAUUUUGGGAGCUACAGAGCUUGGUGAACUAAUGAUGUGCUUCAAAGCAAUGAGAAGUAGUGAGGCUGUGAUAGAUUGCCAUCAAUUUAUGAAAGAUGUGUUCAAGCUCUCUGGGAACUUAUCUAAAAAUUCCAUCCAGAAAUUAAGAGAAAAGUAUAAAAAGUAAUGCACCUGAUCAAGGCAAAUGAUCUAUUUAUUUAUAUAUAAUUAUAAAUAUUAUAAAGAAAUUUAUAUACAGCUUUAUACAUUUAUCUAGUCUUAUUGUUUACUGUUUUACAAAUAAAAUUUGUAAAAUAAUUUGUUCA
Acanthoscelides obtectus is the source of this 1722-nucleotide messenger RNA. The record is from the annotation of a GenBank genome assembly. Lineage: Eukaryota; Metazoa; Arthropoda; Insecta; Coleoptera; Chrysomelidae.